AACCAGUGUUACGAAAACGACUUCGAACGAAAUGAGGUAGAAGUUUAUGUAUCGUCCACUCAUCGCCAUUGGAAAUGUUUAACUGAAUAUGAAUAUGAAAACAAGGUAUGCAUCUUCAAAGAUGGUGAAUUAACUAGAAAAUGAAACUUUCCCGCGCGAUACAAAUAAUCUUUUGGUUGCAAAAUGUUUUCCAAACUCUGGUAAAAGCGUUUGAUAGUAAUGGGUGUUUGUCGUUAAAAGGGAAAGAUCAAGUAAAUUGGACUACACCAGGAAGGCACGACAAAUCAGGGAUUGACAAUUUAAUUGAAGGAGAGCGAUGGACGUUCGACUGCAGAACUACCAGCAAUAAAGUUAACUCUACCCUGUGGCAGACGUUCCGCAAUAGAGAGACCCAACGUCAUCCAGAUAAUCAAAUUGUUACAAUUUUAUCGAAAAAUGUUUUUCGAAUAAAUAGUUGGAAAAAGAGAGAUCGUGGUCGCUACUAUUGCGAGACUUGUGGGACCAGAAAGUACCUCGGUGGAUACUAUUUCAUAAAGGGUGACGCCUAUGCAAUUCCUAAUGUGACAAAGGAUCCCCCUCAAAACGUAUCCCCUUAUGGUGGCACAGUUACGUUGGUUUGUAAAGUUUAUGGGCAGUACAGUAUACGAUGGUACAAAGCAGGAUCGAAUCAGAGUUUGAAGAGCUCCCUUACAUACAUUAACAAUUGGAACAAAGAAAUCCUCACAAUUCCUAAUGUUACAGGAAAUGAUGACGGUACAUACGUGUGUGAAAUAGAGAGGAGGAUCGUUCAGUAUUUGGCUAACGCGACAAUUAUGGUGCAGACUCAAAAGCCUCGCAUACCAUUUUUUACUGAAUUCAAUGCAUCACUUAUGAUGAUCCUGAAAGAAGGCAAAGACUUCCAUCUUAAGUACACAGUAUUCGGCAUUCCAAUACCAAACAUAACCUGGUUUCGAUCAAAGAAUGGAAUGACUCAAGAGUUAAUAAAGGAAUGCCCUGGAACAAAUAUUGAAAACUGCUUAGAAAACGAUUUGGGCUCAACGAUAACUAGAAACUCUUUUACGAUCUUAGCAGUGAAAUACCCGGAUAACGACAACAUAACAUACUCGUGUUUAGCAGAGAAUAGUGAAGGAAAAGCGAUAAAAUCUUUCAAAAUUGGAGUACACACUGUACCAAUAUUAGAAAAAGACAAACCACGUGAUUACCACUAUUUUGAACACGGACUCGAACUAAACUGCUCAGUAAAAACAGUGAACCCAAAGAAAGUGAAUUUCACGUGGUACUAUUGUGAUAUGAAUGAGCAAGUAUGUCAAGCAAAGAACCUUACAUUUUGGCAUAAAAUUGCAAAAGAAAACUCUGCAAGAACGACGGGGAGAGACCUGACCUCAAAGAUUACCCUCAAGAGUCUUCCUUACAAACGAACAAAGUACCUUUGCAAAGCUGAAAACAAGUUUGGAAGAGAUCUUAUUUCUUACAAAGUAUAUGGGUUGCUAGAUUCGUCUGCUCACCUUGACAGCUCACUUCCCUUCAUCCUGCAGACGGCUAUUCCAGUGGGAGUAAUAUCUCUGAUUACGUUAAGCAUGAUAGGCCUAGUUAUGUUCAAAAGAAUGAGGCUAUAUGGUGGGAUGUACAUAUUUUCAUAUCCUCCAAUGCCUGACUACUUAAAGCAGCUCGACUACAGCAAAGAUAUUCGUGAGCAAGUUCAAAAAAUACCUUAUGCUUCGGAAUGGGAGUUUCCAAGACAAAAAAUAAAAUUGGAUUCAGAGCUAGGUAGAGGAGAGUUCGGCAGCGUAUGGUUGGCGCAUGCUCAUGGAAUCGCUGAGUUUUGUCCACGCGACAGUUCAAAUAAGAAGACUUUCCGUUUCUCAGGCUUUUUUAGUUCAUCACACAGACGAAAAAGCACUUACGUUUGUUGUAAACAUGUCAGUCCUGUUGCAGUGAAGAAACUUAAAGAUGAAUUUGACAAAGAAAAACUGCUCGAUCUUCAGGCGGAAUUGAAAAUAUUGAUUCACGUUGGUGAACAUGAAAACAUAGUGAAUAUAUUAGGAGCGUGUACGAAAGGAAAUUGCUUUGAUUUGUGGAUCCUGUUGGAGUAUUGUCCUUUUGGUGACCUCCGCUCUUUUCUGCUACACGGGCGAAGUCACUAUGAAAGCAACCAAACUUCUCCUUCUUUGGAUUUAUCAAGCAAGUUUGGAGAGCAAGACUUGAGCAUCAUUGCUUUUCAAAUUGCUAAGGGAAUGGAAUUUUUGAUUUCAAGAAGGGUGAUACACAGAGAUCUUGCUGCAAGGAAUGUUUUGUUGGGAGACAGACAUGUAGCUAAAAUUUCGGAUUUUGGCCUGGCAAGAGAUGUGUAUAGAUAUCAAAAAUAUGUGAAAAAAACGUCUGGUUUACUUCCAUUAAAGUGGAUGGCAAUUGAAUCGAUUCAAGACACAGUAUUCACAGAAAAAUCAGACGUUUGGUCAUUUGGCGUCGUGCUAUGGGAAAUCUUUACCUUAGGUGAAACUCCCUAUUCUGGAAUACCAAAUAUGGACAUCUUAGAUUUCUUAGUCUCAGGUGAAAGAAUGCCAAUCCCGUCUUCUUGUUCGCUAACCAUGUCAAACCUGAUGAAGCAAUGUUGGAAAAGUAACCCGGACGAUAGGCCGACAUUUUCACUUCUUGUUAAACUACUGGAUACAAAACACAAUGAAUUACUGAGAACAGAUGUAGAAAGAAUUGCUGUCUAGUAGACUUUGAUGCAAUCACUCAUGAUUUUGAAGAAGAAUUAGACAGCUCGCAGAAGUUUCUUUACGUACAAGUGAUCCAUAGUCCCUCCUCUUAGACUAUAAUUAUUUACAUGUGUAGACCUUUAACGGUCACUUGUUAAUUGCUGUGUGAAAUCACAUUGAAAUAUAUAAAAUAUUUAUUAAAAUAAAA
Molecule: messenger RNA, 2910 nt
Organism: Xenia sp. Carnegie-2017
Lineage: Eukaryota; Metazoa; Cnidaria; Anthozoa; Malacalcyonacea; Xeniidae
Product: fibroblast growth factor receptor 2-like
Exons: 16
Coding region: 141-2720 (859 amino acids)
Biological process (GO): multicellular organism development; positive regulation of kinase activity; cell surface receptor protein tyrosine kinase signaling pathway
Cellular component (GO): signaling receptor complex
Molecular function (GO): transmembrane receptor protein tyrosine kinase activity; ATP binding
Source: RefSeq, a predicted model, not a curated record